UAGAACACAUUUGGAUGACUUUGAGCAAAGACUGAGAGCCAGGCCUUCUCGUCCAACAUCAGUGUGUAACCUCACAAAUAUGCUCCUGGAAAUAAGGUCAUGAAUUCCCAUUAAUUCACUCCUAAACCCUGUUGAAAGCCUUCCCACAAGAGUUAAAGCUGUUAUAGCUGCAAAAGGUGGACCGAUGUCAUAGUAAACCUUAUGUAUUAAUAAUGGGAUAUCACUUAAAUGUAUAGCUGGGUCAAGGCAGGUGAGUGAAUACUUUGGGCAAUAUAGUUUAUAAUAAUAAUACCAAUAUAUUAAUUCAAAAAAAUGUAAUAAUCUUGAAAAACAUUGUACGAAAGGAAUUAGCCAAUUCUUAAGUCAUUUUCUAAAAAAAAGAAUUUGAUCGAUACCUGCAUUAUCAUAUUAUAUAUAACAAACGUGCGUAUGUCUGUGUGUAUAAUUGUGAAAAUAAAUAGCCUACCCUUGUUUCUUUUUCAUUUUAAUGCCUGGUACCAUUAAAGGUAUAUUACCUGAAGAAUAUAUAAGCCAAAGCUUGAGAUUGCGAUCAUAUUGGUCGCAUAUACAAACUUUUUUCAGCUUGUGCGAGUGCAAACUUAAUCUUGUUGCGUUUGCGCGAGUGCAUGUUUUAAAUGUUGAAAGUCACCUAUUUUCCCACUGCAAUCUCCUCCUCCAAAGAGAGAGGACAACUUAAGUACCGCAUUUUCAAGACCAUAAGGCGCACUUAAAAGUCUUAAAUUUUCUCCCAAAUGGACGGGGCGCCUUAUAAUGUGGCGCGCCUUAUGUGUGCACCGAGUUCCAAAAUCUGUAAAUGUUGUGUGACUUUGAUGAGCGCUCCGCUUCACUGACUGGGAGCAUUUCCUGCCGACACACUGCUUAUAUAGAGGAAAGGCGGACGUGACUGAGGACAGCAUGAUGACGUUAAAGGGGGAAGGGUGCGUGUGAAAGAGGACGCUAACGGCACGCCCCCAGUAGGUAUAGAGCGCCGUAUGUGCAUUGUGCAAAACAACAUCGGUUUGGCUAAGGGCCACCGAAAAUGGCACCUACGCAGAGACACGCUUACGAAGCACAGUUUAAACUGCAAGCUAUCAGUUACACAGAGGAACGUGGGAAUCGAGCAGCCGGGUGAGAAUUCAAGAUCAACGAAUCCAUGGUUCGCAAGUGGAGAAAGCAGGAAAACGAGCUUCGCCAAGUCAAGAAGACGAAGCUGAGUUUCCGCGGAAACAAGGCGAGGUGGCACGAGUUGGAAGACCAACUCGAGCAAUGGAUUAAUGAGCAAAGAACAGCCGGGAGAAGCGUCUCUACAGUCACCAUCCGACUGUGGGCAAUAACGCUUGCAGAAGAAAUGAAAAUCGAACAUUUUCAAGGAGUGCCGUCUUGGUGCUUUCGUUUUAUGAAACGGCGCUAUCAAGGCAUCUAUCGCCGGGCGAGUUACGCCACUAUAUGUGAAUGGAUUGUGGAUGCCUGGGCUAAAGUAUCUGAUUUGACUGUUGUCCGAGCUUUCGCGAAAGCCAGCAUCAUUGCUGAACAGCCCCCCGGCAACGAGACUGACUCCGACAAUGGCGAGAGGGAACCCGGCAGGUUUGAUGGAGAACUUGCCCAGCUGUUCAUUUCGUAUACAGAAGAUGAGGACUUUGAUGGAUUUGUGGAUGAGGAUUGAUCAAAAAAUAACUGGUCCCUCACAUCACAGAUGCAAUCCAGGAAUGGGUGAUGAAUCAGUCCAAGGUUUCUGUGGACGGCGAUGGUGUGGAGCCUCAAGUUUGUGUUAUAGAGCUAGGGGGCACAGUGGGCGACAUCGAGAGCAUGCCCUUCAUAGAAGCCUUCAGACAGUUUCAGUUCAAGGUGAAGAGGGAGAACUUCUGCAACAUCCAUGUCAGCCUUGUACCACAGCCAAACACUACAGGAGAGCAGAAGACUAAGCCGACACAAAACAGUGUGCGGGAGCUCAGAGGUCUUGGCUUGUCUCCCGACUUGAUAAUGUGCCGUUGUACGAUGCCUUUGGAAACAGCUGUCAAGGAGAAGAUAUCCAUGUUUUGUCACGUGGAGCCAACACAGGUGAUCUGUGUGCAUGACGUGUCUUCAGUCUACCGAGUACCUCUGUUGUUGGAGGAUCAGGGAGUUGUUAGCUACUUCUGCCAAAGGCUGAACCUGCCUGUUGAGAUGAGGCCCAGAAAGAUGCUAUCCAAGUGGAAGGAGAUGGCCGAUAGGUCCGACCGUCUGCUAGAGCACGUUUCCAUCGCCCUGGUGGGAAAGUACACAAAGCUGUCAGACUCCUACACAUCCGUCAUCAAGGCCCUGGAGCACUCUGCGCUCGCCAUCAGUUACAAGCUCGAGGUCAAGUACAUAGACUCAGCCGACUUGGAGCCGGCCACUUUGCAGGACGAGCCGGUGAAAUAUCAUGAGGCUUGGCAAAAACUCUGCAGCUCUAAUGGGGUGUUGGUGCCUGGUGGUUUUGGUGUGAGAGGAACAGAAGGCAAGAUGUUGGCCAUAAACUGGGCAAGAAAACAGAAUAAACCCUUCCUAGGUGUGUGUUUGGGCAUGCAGCUGGCCGUGUGCGAGUUUGCCCGCAAUGUUCUCGGCUGGGAAGAUGCCAACUCCACGGAGUUCAACCCGGACUCCAAGUACCCGGUGGUGAUCGACAUGCCAGAGCACAACCCGGGCCAGAUGGGAGGCACAAUGAGGCUUGGCCAGAGGCGAACCAUCUUCAAAUCCCAAAACAGUGUGCUGAGAAAACUUUAUGGAGACGUGGACCACGUUGAUGAGCGGCACAGACACAGAUUUGAGGUGAACCCUGAGCUCAAGCACCACUUUGAAGAGAAAGGGCUUCAGUUUGUCGGCCAGGACGUGGCGGGGGAGCGGAUGGAGAUCAUUCAGUUGGAGGAGCACUGCUAUUUUAUCGGAGUUCAGUAUCAUCCCGAGUUCACCUCCAGGCCUAUCAAACCUUCGCCGCCCUACUUUGGCCUCCUGUUGGCUUCUGCUGGCAAACUCCAGAGCUACCUGGCAAAGGGCUGCCGCCUGUCUCCACGGGACACAUACAGCGACCGCAGCGGAGGCAGCUCUCCCGACGUCGACAUCGCCGAGCUCAAACUCCCGUCGUUGUCGUGAGACUUGGGCCGCCCCUGUGCCAACUAUUAGACAAAGUGCCACUCAAAACGUUUUUUCAGCCUAAUGGGUAAAAUAUACUGUUGAUUAUUUAUACUUUUCGGUGAAUGGAUAAAGCUUUGAGGGAUGUCUAAAGCAAAAUUUUUUUUUUUUUUGGAAAAGUUGUGGUUAUUGUGUAUGGUGUGUAUGACAAGCAGCAUAGUGUUUUAUCUCUGGGAUAGAUCAAAAGCGUAGUUUAUUACGCAUUUAGCUUUAAAAGUUUUACAUAAAUGAAUUAUUUUACAUUGAAUACAAUUGAGGUCAAAGACGAGUGUGUCUAUUGCAAACUACUGCAGUAUUUCUCCGACAUUCAGUUUUAUGUACAUAUCAAUGAUUUUUACAUUGAGAUUGAGUGUACUGUAUAUACAAAUGUUAUCCUCCUUUAUUAUCACUGACAUGCCUUUUGCAAACCUGUAUGAAAUUCCAGACGUGUAUAAAUGCAAAAACAAUACUUCAGAUUUCGUUUUGUCACCUCUGCCUUGAUAAAAUAAACGGCCUCAGCAUAA
Messenger RNA from Phyllopteryx taeniolatus (common seadragon), 3650 nucleotides. RefSeq names its product CTP synthase 1b (gene ctps1b). Bases 1714 to 3108 code for a protein of 464 amino acids. Gene Ontology annotation, molecular function: identical protein binding; CTP synthase activity. The record is from RefSeq and is a predicted model, not a curated record. The transcript has 16 exons. Lineage: Eukaryota; Metazoa; Chordata; Actinopteri; Syngnathiformes; Syngnathidae. Gene Ontology annotation, biological process: CTP biosynthetic process; pyrimidine nucleobase biosynthetic process. Gene Ontology annotation, cellular component: cytoplasm; cytoophidium.